Blumeria graminis f. sp. triticale is the source of this 1032-nucleotide messenger RNA. Lineage: Eukaryota; Fungi; Ascomycota; Leotiomycetes; Helotiales; Erysiphaceae. The record is from the annotation of a GenBank genome assembly.
AUGAAAUCGCUGUCGACUGUAAUAGGAGCUACAAUCAUCUUCCAAUUCCAGGCCCACGCUUCCCCAAAUCUUCAAAGUCCUUUUUAUUGCGGUAAAAGAAUAAUACCUUACGAAGUAGUGGAAAGAGCAAAAAUCCAUGCUUGCGUCAGUCUAGGCGAUUCAGAUUGGUUGAACGAAUUCCCGGCUGCGCUAGAUGGCUCGAAGAUAUUUGAUAUCAAAGAUGCCACUCUCUUUUCCUGGCCACUUGACUGGAUAAGUACAAGCGAAGCCGGCGAAAGCAGUGCUAGAAAUGUACGGGUUGUCAUAGACUCCAUGUGUAGGUUGAUUGGUGUCCUCAAUCGAAUCGAAAACUCCUACCAAAAGUGUAUCCAAUCCCUAAAUCCACAGGCUAUAUCGGCCCAUUCUCUCGAGCUUAGUCUGGGAAAUCCAAUUAAAAAGUACGGGAUUGGAUGCAAUGAAUACCUAUUUUUAUAUGGUGACUUACAGAAAGCUUAUGAAUCUCUCAGUCGCUACCAUUUCACCUUGAGAUCUUCGGGACAUGUCCAUUCUCAGGAUGGUCUUCUUCAAAGCCAUACUCUAGUUUCUGGAGGCGAAAAAGUGUGGUCAUGGCCAAUUGAAUUUAUCCCGGAUGAAUUCUCACCCCAAAGUAAUCAUCAGACCAGGUUCCGUGUCGUAUUAGACUCGUCCGGAAAUAAUAGGGGGCUUAUACAAUCUAAUGGAGGCGAUUGGAGUUGGUGUCAAGAUAUUCAGUUUAUUGAUAAAAAACCAGCCAGAUCAUUGAACAAACACAAGACCUCGGUUGGCGAGGAUUAUUUCAAUGUGAAUAGGGACUUCAUGUGCGGCGAUCAACUUAUCACCGCUGUAACUAUAAAUAGCCACAUGCAGGCAGCAUGUAUCCGAGUUCAAGCGCUGUUAAAAUUGGGAGGCAAAAAGAAACUUAGGUAUCCCUGGUCACCUCCAAAUGUUGAAUACAAAUCAAAACCUAUAUGGUAUUGGCCUAUAAGACUUUCAGAACUUCACGACGAAAAAUAA